Striga asiatica is the source of this 2121-nucleotide messenger RNA. NCBI's taxonomy places the organism in Eukaryota, Viridiplantae, Streptophyta, Magnoliopsida, Lamiales, Orobanchaceae. The record is from the annotation of a GenBank genome assembly.
AUGCACACUCUCCGCCGCCCAACAAUUCUCAAGGCGUACUCAACCUCCGCAGCCCAAACUUUCCCAAAACCACCGCCCAAGGCCAGCAAGUUUGUCGUCUACUGCAACUCGCAGAUCACGGAACACGGCCGGAGAGGAAACAUCCGGGAGGCGGAGUCCCUGUUCCGACGCAUUCCGGAAAAGACCGUCGUCUCCUACACCGCCAUGCUCUCGGCAUACGCAGGUAACGGCCGAUUAUCAGACGCCCGCCAGGUGUUCGAAAAUAUGCCCCAACGAACUGUUGCCACGUGGAACGCCAUGAUCACGGCGUAUGUGAGGAGCGGAUCGAGCGGCGGCCUCGACGAGGCUUUCAGGCUGUUCCUCAGAAUGCCGGUGAGGAACGCUGUGUCUUACUCUGCCAUGGUCAUGGGUUUCGCCAAAUCCGGAAGGUUCGUAGAGGCCGAGAGACUGUAUAGUGAGGCCCCUGUAAAAUGGCGGGACCCAUUUUGCUCUAAUAUUCUGAUCAAUGGGUAUUUGAAAAAGGGGAGAUUCGAGGAGGCUGUUAAGGUUUUUAAUGGCACGGCAGAGAAGAACGUGGUUUCUUGGAGCUCGAUGGUGGACGGGUUCUGUAAAAUAGGUCGAGUUAGCGAGGCGAGAAAAUUGUUCGAUAUGAUGGAAGAAGAUGAUAAAAAUGAGUUCACUUGGUGUUCUAUGAUUGAUGGGUACAUGAGUGUCGAAAAUUUUGAGGAUGGGUUUAAGUUGUUCUCACAGAUGAGAAAGGAAGGUCGUGUGAAAACGGGACCCGCAGUUCUCACUGUCAUUUUCGAGGCCUGUGGCAAAAUCGGUAAAUGCAAAGAAGGCUUUCAAGUGCAUUGCCUUGCAUCACGUAUGGGGUUCGAAUCUGACGUUUUAAUGAGCAAUUGUGUUGUUGCAAUGUACUCGAGGCUAGGCUUUUUGAACGAGGCCGAAUAUUUGUUCAGCACAUUGCGCGAAAAAGAUUUACUUUCUUGGAAUGCCCUUAUUCACGGUUAUGUUCUUGCCGGAAGGCUUGAAAAGGCCCACGAGCUUUUUACGAAAAUGGGUUCGAAGGAUUUAGCUUCGUGGACUUCCCUAAUGAUGGGAUACUCUAACCAUGGUUUAACUGAUAAAUGCGUUGAGUUAUUUAACAAUAUGCCCCAACGUGAUGAUAUUGCUUGGACUGCUUUGAUUUCUGGAUUUGUGAAUAAUGGAGAACACGAAGAAGCUAUUUCUUGGUAUGUUCAAAUGAUGCGUAGUGAAAUUAAGCCUAAUACUCUUACAUUGAGUAGCUUGCUUCGUGCCUCGGCUAGUUUGGCUUCUUUAAGCCUUGGUCUGCAAAUUCAUGCCUCGGUUCACAAAACCAGUAUGGAAAAUAAUUUAUCGGUCCAAAAUUCUCUCGUCUCGAUGUACUCAAAGUGUGGGGUUAUAAACAACGCAUACAAUAUAUUCAAUUCAAUCGCUAAACGAGACAUUGUUUCGAUUAAUUCCAUGAUAACGGGUUUUGCACAUAACGGAUUCGGAGAAGAAGCGCUCAAUUUGUUCCGAAAAUCGGUUGACGAAGGAGAAAAGCCGAACGAAGUUACGUUUUUAGGAGUUUUAUCCGCGUGUACUCACGUGGGGAAUAUAGAUGAAGGGUGGAAGCAUUUUAAAUCUAUGAAAGCUCUGUUUGGGCUCGAGCCCGGCCCAGAUCAUUACGCUUGUAUGGUGGAUUUGCUCGGGAGAGCGGGCCGAUUUGACGAGGCCUUGAAAUUGAUAAAUUCGAUGAUGUCGAAAGUCGAGCCUCACUCGGGUGUUUGGGGUGCCCUUCUUGGCGCGAGUCGAAUUCAUAUGAAUCUUGAAGCUGCAGAGCUCGCGGCUCGAAAAUUUUCGGAGCUUGAACCGGAUAAUGCAGCUCCAUAUGUGGUUUUGUCGAAUAUUUAUAGUUUUGUGGGUAAGAAAGGAGAUGAAGAGCGAACGAGAGUGUUUAAAAGAUCGAAAGGGGUUAAAAAGAGUCCCGGCUGCAGCUGGAUCGACGUGAAGGAUGAAGUUAAACUGUUUCUCUCGGGAGAUAAAUCGCACGUGAACUUUGGAGAUGUUAAGUGUAUGCUUUCGACAGUUAUUGACGUAGCGAAAGCGUAUGAUUGA